This is a messenger RNA of Meloidogyne enterolobii, 480 nucleotides long. Lineage: Eukaryota; Metazoa; Nematoda; Chromadorea; Rhabditida; Meloidogynidae. The record is from the annotation of a GenBank genome assembly.
AUGUAUUUAACUAUUAAAUUACUUUUAAUUUUUCUUUUGACAAUUUUAUUUUUCUGUGAAGCAGAACAAUCGUCAACAGAAAAAAUGACUUGUGUAAAUGAUUAUCUUUUGCUUUCGAAAAGUCUUAAAACAGAAAUUUAUGCCGGGAAAUUAGGAAAUGAAUGGAAAGUUAAACGAGGAAUUCAUAAAGAAGUUUUUGGAAGAAAAAUUAAAAGGAACUUUGUCAUAAAAAAGGAAAAAAUGUCAAAAUAUAUUGGAGAGGAAAAUGCAAAUAAAUGUUUUGAAUUAAACAAAGAUUUAGUUAAACAAUAUAAUGAAAAACUUUUAAAUAAAGUUAAAAAUUUUUCGUUUAAAGAAAGUAUUAAAGCUAAAAAGCCAAUUAUUAUUGAGAAUAGUUUCAGUUUAAAAGAUUAUUUAAAUAAAUCUAAAAACAAUUAUUUUAUUUUAUCUGAAAGUGUUCAAAAGGAUUUAGGUAAAUAA